AUGAAGAGCGCACUCCUCCUGGUAGCGCCACUACUUCCGACUGUCCGGGCGGCGGCGGCGGUGGUGACCGCGUUGGUUACAGAGACCAUCACGGUAACGACGACGGCGACGGUGACGGCGACGAUGGCGCCGUCGGAGCUGGCGGCGCUCCUGGCGGCCGCCGCCGAGGUGGCCAAGGCCAAGUCGGGGGGUGGCGCCCUCGACACGGCGUCCAAGUUGGCCGCCCUCGUCUGCGCGGUGGGGGUGGUGGGGGCCUGGCUCUUCCCGGGCUGGCCCCACCCGGGUUGGCUCCGCCGGCUGCUGGCCCGGCAGCAGCAGCAGCAUCAGCCGCCGCCGCCAGCAGCAGCAGAAGUAGCACCAGCAGCAGAAGCAGCAGCACCAGCAGCACCAGCACCAGCAGAAGCAGCACCAGCACCAGCACCAGCAGAAGCACCAGCACCAGCACUAGCAGCGGCCGCGCCCGCGCCCGCGCCCGCGGAGGGCCGGCUGCGCCGCUGGGUUCGGGCCGGCGCUCGGUCGGUUGCGGCCGGCGCCGCCUGGGUGGCGGAGGAGUAG
Molecule: messenger RNA, 555 nt
Organism: Diaporthe citri
Lineage: Eukaryota; Fungi; Ascomycota; Sordariomycetes; Diaporthales; Diaporthaceae
Exons: 3
Coding region: 1-555 (184 amino acids)
Source: RefSeq, a predicted model, not a curated record